Molecule: messenger RNA, 2551 nt
Organism: Trematosphaeria pertusa
Lineage: Eukaryota; Fungi; Ascomycota; Dothideomycetes; Pleosporales; Trematosphaeriaceae
Exons: 1
Coding region: 165-2477 (770 amino acids)
Molecular function (GO): oxidoreductase activity
Source: RefSeq, a predicted model, not a curated record
CUCGGCGGGGGUCCGGAUGACUCGCGCUAAGCUUGGGAAAGCCCACCGCGCCUCCACACUACAAACGGGUGCACUUCGACCAACUUCUUUUGACUCGGCUCCCUCGAUAACCAUCCCCGCCAGCAUCGAGCUCUGCACCCAUACUCUACACCCCGUGCGUCACCAUGAAGUCCGUCCUCGUCGUUGGCGCUGGUCCGGCCGGUCUGGUCGCCGCGAAGUCGCUUCUCUACCAUGACGGAGGCACCAAAUACAAGGUUACCAUAUUCGAUUCAGCGAAACGCGUGGGAGGGAUGUGGGGCUUCGCUCCGGACGAGUUUGGUAGCAAAUGCCGCCCACAGAUGCGCACGAACCUUAGCCGAUUCACCGUGUCCUUCUCUGACCUCUCAUGGGCCUCUGUCGACCUCACGAAUCCCCUCACGGGAACGACGCACGCCGGGGCGCCGCCAAUGUUUCCCCAGGCAUGGCAGGUUGGACGUUAUCUCGACGCCUACGCGCGGAAGUUCCUACCCGAGAACAUCAUACAUCUGAACCGCGAGGUCCGAGCCGCUGACUUUGUCGAACAUACGCCCUCUCCUGGAGUGUGGAACGUGUCUUCGGUCGACGUGGACACAGAGCAGCUGUUUCAAGACUCCUUCGACCAUCUGGUAGUCGCCAGCGGAUUCUUCGAUCAGCCCGCAUGGCUCGACAACCGAAACCAGGACCCCGACGCCGACUAUCCCGCACGACAGCCUCACUCUUCUAAAUUCUGCCACGUCGAGGAGCUUGCGGAAACACCGGGCAAGAUCGUUGUUGUUGGAGGCGGUAUGAGCGGUUCGGAAGCUGCGGCAACAGCCGCUUUCCAGAUCUCGAGCUCGAAGUGGUCGCCAGGACAGAACAAGCCUCAUUACGCCGACGCCAAGGUCUACCAUAUCUUCAAUCGCCCUUUCUAUUGCCUCCCACGAUAUAUCCCACAGGACGCAUACCUUCCAGUCCGCGAUAGCGCCUCCGGGGGUGUUUCAGAGCCUCGUCCAUCACCCGCUCGCGAUUUCAAUACGGCGCCGCACUUCCUCCCGCUAGACCUUGUGCUCUACAACCUCUCGCGCAGGGGCGAAGGUCCUAUCUCGUCCUCCAAUGGCCAAGUACCGGCCGAGAAGGCUGUGAAGGGGCACGAGUUCAUUCGAUCCCUUGUAGGGGGUGACCAGGGAGACCUCGGACGUCCAGAGCUGGUCUACAGGCCAGAAGCUACACGAUUCCCCGCAUAUACUGGCGUUACGGAUACGUAUACCGAGUUCGUGAGGAGCGGCAUCAUCAUUCCCAUUCAGGGCCGAGCUGGCAGGAUACCGAACCCUAGCAGCGUACAGGGAAUUGAAGAUAAUCACGACCCGUUUAUGCACUACGUGACCGUCGUGCCCCAAUCCCCUUGGGCGCCCGCCGAACAGAACAUGGGCCUCGUAAUCGAUGACGUUUCUGGCAUUAUCGAAGCUUCGGGUUAUCAAGUGCAUCUUAACUACCUCUCGGACCGCGUGAAGAAAGCUUUGGACUACGACCCGAAUUGUCGUCGCCUGCCCUUCCUUCUCUCCCAUGGCGCGGUAUUCAACCCCAACGUACCGCAGAUGGCUUUCAUCGGCUUCUACGAAGGCCCAUAUUGGGGAUUCAUGGAAGCUCAAGCUCGCUUGGUGGCGCAAGCUUGGAAUCCGGAUUCCGGUCAGGCUGCACGACCAGAAACCUCCGACCUUUCUGAAUCUCGCUUGAUUCGGCAAGCGAUUAAAGACAGGGCACUAGAUCUACCGCAAUUCUCCAUGGGAGACUAUGUGGGGCUAAUGGAGGAGUUUUCGCGAGCGACAAACGUUGAGCGUCACGAUUAUGCGCUCGGUCUUCAAGAAGGUCCUGCAUUCCCGGCUCGAUAUGUGGAUUUGAGCACCGACAACGACGCAUUCAACGUCGUUCGCGAAGUCGAAGAGAUUCUGAAGCAAUCCCAAGACGGAAGCAGAUUCGUCGCUGCCGCUGUCUUCAGGGGUCUUCAAGGAAUUUGGAGCGUUCAACGCGGGAUAGACUUGCGAUUUGGCUCCGUGGCUGAAGAGGCGUUCAAGGGCAUCUCCAACUUCCACCCACGCGAACCUACAGAUCCCGCUUACGCUUCCGAAUACUUCUGCGUCGAGGAAGGUAUCUUCACCGCGGAAAAUGGAUCCGUGCGGCAGGGAACUGACCGCUAUAUCUACCGCUACAACGAAGACACGGACACGAUCACUGUUUGGUUCCCGCACAAAGAUGGCUUCACCACGGGGACUCUCCUUGAUACUUGGAAAUUCCGCGCUCCUGAAGAACCUUUCCGUGGUUGGCUUGGUGAAGGAGAGGGGCUUUGCCACGGGGACACAUUCAAGAGCAGGAGCGAGUUUUGGUUCCGCGGCGCGAGCCUUCAACAGUUCAGCCUCGCACUUGACGUUUUGGGGCCGAAAAGGGACUACACGGUGCAAAGCAUGUAUAGCAGGCCUGAGUAAAGGUUGGCGAAGCAUCCUAGGCUGAGAUAGUUGGUGAUAGACUUCAAGAAUAAUGGCAAUGCACUUUAGACCAG